Messenger RNA from Brassica rapa (field mustard), 2865 nucleotides. RefSeq lists its product as uncharacterized. The record is from RefSeq and is a predicted model, not a curated record. Lineage: Eukaryota; Viridiplantae; Streptophyta; Magnoliopsida; Brassicales; Brassicaceae. Gene Ontology annotation, biological process: defense response.
UAAAAAUCCAUCAAAAAGGAUUAUAGUGUGAACAUUCAUCUGUUGGUCACAAUGUCGAUGAUGUUCCCAUCAUUCCAACUGCUAGAGCUGAACAUAAUCUCAGCUCAGGACUUGGCUCCUGUCUCCCGAAAAAUGAAGACAUACGCGGUCGCAUGGGUUCACUCCGAACGUAAACUCACCACACGCGUUGACUACAACGCCGGAACAAACCCAACAUGGAACGACAAAUUCGUAUUCAGAGUCGACGAAGAGUUUCUCUACGCCGACACUUCCGCCGUAGUCAUCGAAAUCUACGCAUUGCAUUGGUUCCGAGACGUUCACGUAGGCACGGUCCGUGUCCUCAUCAGCAACCUCAUCCCACCUAGUCGUCGUCCAGGGUACAGAACCAGCAACAACGAGUACCAUCGCACACCACCUCAGGGAAUGAGAUUCGUUGCGCUUCAGGUUCGUCGUGCCUCGGGACGUCCUCAGGGGAUAUUAAACAUUGGUGUUGGAGUGCUUGAUGGUUCCAUGAGAAGCAUGCCGCUUUACACGCAUAUGGAUUCCUCUGCUGUGGGGUACAGAGAUCUUCUCGGUGAAGAGGAUCGUCAUCUACAGCAUUUGCAUUUGAACAGUAACAAAGGAAGCUCCAAGAAUCCACAAUCUCCGUCUUCGAGACAGUUUCAAUCUGUUGUCUCAAGACCAGAGCUCCGUCGUACAAAGAGUGAUACAAGCUCAAUGGUUGUCUCUGAUCUUCUAAGCAGAGUUGAACGUAGUCGGCUAGCUAAACAGCCGAUAAGCGCAUUAGUAAGCAGUGAAGAAUUUGAAACUGAACCAACCACUACGGAUACUGAUGCCACGGAGAUAAAAGAGAAUGGACCUACUAAAAUCAUGAGGCAAAUAUACAAACCAGAUCCAGCACCAAGGGAGAGUCAUGACGUGUCAUACCAUCAUUCGUCACGUAAAACACCUAGAAGAGUUACAAUGAACGAGAAACAUAGACCGAUUAAGGCUCGAGCUUCACCGUACUUGUCAAGACAUGGAACGCCGUUGAGAUCUAACAUCGUCGCAUCUUCUCCUAUGCGACGUAACGAAGUUAGGUCAACACCGAUGAGAUCUAAAAUUAUCGCCAUGUCUCCCAUGCAUCCCAACAUGACUUCCAUGCAGACUCCGUUGCGUUCCAACAUGACACCCAUGCAGACUCCGUUGCGCUCCAACAUGACGCCCAUGCAGACUCCUAUGCGUUCCAACAUGACGCCCAUGCAGACUCCUAUGCGUUCCCACAUGACUCCCAUGCAGACUCCGAUGCGUUCCAACGUGCUUAAAUCGACUCCAAUGAGACCAAACUACAUGUCUACACCGAUGAGGACAUCGAACUUAGCUGGGAGGAGAAUCUUAACCGAUUCGGAGUUAGGUCCAUCACCAUCAGAAAUCGCUGAGCAACUAGCUAAAAAUAGGUCUCACGCUAACGACACGGAAAGCUCUAUACUCAGCGAGUGGAGCAUCGACGAAACUAGCGUCGAAGGACUACGUUCGAAACUCGAGAGGUGGCGUACGGAGCUGCCACCAUUGUAUGAUAUAGGAUCAAGCCAAGUAAGCAGCACUGAAUACGACGGCUCGACAAUCGUCCCAGCUGGGGGAAGAAGUUCAAGAAGGAAAACUCCAGCGGUGAAGAAGCAUAGUCGUAGGCAUACAGAGGGAGGUAAUGGUCUUUUCUCGUGUUUUAGUAAGAUUUGCGGCGUGGAAUGCAGUUUUGCAUGCGGUGGUGGUGGUGGCGGCUCGGUGGAUCAUGAUGAGUCGAGGAAAGGCGGGGAUGGCCGCGUGCAUCGCACGUACUCUGCUGAUGAUUUGAGCUCUUUGUGAUAUUUACAUAUUCAAAUAUUUUUUGGUCUCCCAUUAUAUUAUUUUACUUUUUGGAGGGGGGGGGGGGGGGGGGGGGGGUGACUAUUGGUGAUGAAAACGAUUUAUUUAAUUUUAUUGCUAUUGUUGAUAAAUCAUUCAACAUAACAUUAAUUAAUCGUGAUAAAGUAGAAGAAUGUGUGAGAGUAUUUGUGUUUUAGACGAUGGUGUCUCAUUUGUUUCUAUAGAAAAGAAUUAAACACAAGUCAACAGGCCAAUCUCAGUAGUGAUUUUAGUUUCCAUUAGAGCAUGAGAUUAGUGUCCUCCAUUGGUAAUAAUUCUGAUUAAAGGUGUAAUUUUCCCAAAAACAAUUUGCGCCUGCAAAAGUUUCUCAAUGGAUCAUCAAACAUCAUGAUGAUGAAUAUCUCAUCACCACGUUUUAUACUAAUGCAUAGUGUUCCCAUCAAUUUCCUUUUUAUAUUGCUCGACAAGAAUCAUGUUCUCAAGGAAAAAAUAAACUUAAAACUAUGUUUUUCCCUUUACUACGUUAAAUAUAUAAUUUAUUUAUUGUUAACUGAAAUACAAUUUUGUCUGUGUAAACUCUUUAAAAAUUGAGACUUUUGGGGCGCUAUGAAAUGAACUGUCUCAUCAUCCAAAGCAGAUAUUAUAAUCCAUAAGCAUCUUUAGAUUCUUGAUAAGUAGCCUUUACUAAAACAUGAUGUAAUAAAACAAUGACUUCUCAUCCGAAUUCCGAAAGCAUUACAAUAUUCUAGUACAAGACAUAUAUACAAGUGGGAGAAGGAAAAGAAGAAAAAUGAUGUAACAAAAAGCAAAACCUUAGCUGAUAUUAUAAACAAAUAUGUCAUGCACACACACAAACAACUGUAAAACAAGUUUCUUGGGACUGUCUUUCUCUAGUUGCUUGAACCCAACUAUAACGCAACGAGAGCACGACAGGUUUGAUGAUGUCGGAAACUAAACUUUUCAGAAAUUUUAAAUAUCAAAAAAACAAAAAGAGAAGACUUUGGCAUUGUGGUAUGGCCAUUA